UUUUGAUUCCCUCUGCGCCUCCUCCCAAGGCGUUGUCAGACUCACUUGAAACGUCGAUCCAAUCUCCCUUUGGCUUUACUUCUUCGCCCGUCCCGCGAUGUGCACUGCCCCCCGUCAUGACUUUUCCACUCAAGAAUGCUGGGGCGAGACCCUUGCAUUAUUGCGGUGGGUCUCCGAAGAUCGUGGCUGCCUAUCGGUCCGAGAACCACGGAAAGCAAUCAAGCUUUGGGGCAUCUCAAGCAGGCAACGUCAAUUACCCAGAGUCUUUUGGCGGCUCCUUAUUUCUUCCUCUCGGCUAAGAGCCACCGCAAUGCUUCGAAAUUACAUCAUAUCUCUAGCCUGGCUGUUGGGCAUGGUGCAAGCGGCACCCUCGGAAAACUCCAAACUCCAUCACCCUCCUAACGUGUUUUCAAAAACAGAUAAAUAUCCUUUUCCAAAUCAAGGCCACAUCCACGCUCAUGACCCUAAUAUCGUGCAGCACGACAAUAAAUUCUACCUGUUCAAAGGAGGGAUCCAAGUCCCCAUAUUCAAAUCAUCCAGUCUGUCAGGGCCCUGGACGAAGGUUGGCACAGUCCUAGACGGCCCCUCGGUCAUCGACAAACAAAACCGCACGCGCCCCUGGGCUCCAACGACUGUGGAAUGGAAAGGGAAGUUUUACUGUUUCUAUACUAUCAGCCAAGACGGAGUUCGCAAUAGCGCUAUCGGCGUUGCAAGUACAGACUCGAUCGAAAGUGGCUGGACAGACCAUGGAGGCCUGAUCUACACGGAAAAAGGGCCUUUGGCCCAUGUCUGGCCAUAUACUGUGUCCAAUGCCAUUGAUGCCUCCUUCAUAGCAGACCAACAGACCGGACAGCCGUACCUGCAAUUCGGAAGCUACUGGCAUGGUAUUUUCCAAGUGCCCUUGGCCGAUGACUUGCUGUCUGUCAAGAACCCUGAGCAUCCAGCCGCGAAGAAUUUGGUACAUUUACCAGAUGGGAAUCCGAAGCCGGAUGAAGGGUCCUUUAUGAGCUAUAAGGAGCCCUAUUAUUAUUUGUGGUUCAGUCAUGGAAAAUGCUGUCAGUUUAACAAAGGUUUCCCAACUAUGGGGCAGGAGUACAGUAUCCGUGUUGGAAGGUCAAAGGAUGUGCGAGGCCCGUUUGUGGACAAGCAGGGAAAGGAACUGACAGAGGGCGGCGGCAACACUGUCUAUGACUCGAACCAUGGAAUCGUCUAUGCUCCCGGUGGACUCGGUGUGCUGCCUGCCAAUACCACGGAUCCAGACGUUCUAUAUUACCAUUACCUUAACACAAGUGUCGGAUUCUCGCAUGGCGAUGCCCUUCUGGGUUGGAACUAUCUCGACUACGAGGAUGGCUGGCCUGUCGCAAGAGGAACGGAGAACUUCGCAGCUACUGUUCGGCCUAACUACUCCUUCAUCGUGGCCGCCAUAUUGUGUAUGUGUUGCUUGGCUCUGAUUCUACUUCCAGUUCGCUUUACUGGUCAAAGGCUCAUGCUACCCUUUAUAUUACUAGUCGCGACAGGCUUUCUAUGGCUCCACGGGUGAUAUUGCGUUGGAUUUGGAUGGUUGUCUGAGUUUUUAUGAUACCCUUUUCAUGUACCAAAAUCAGUUAUUUCGAUUGAGAUGCACAGGUGUGUGUAAGAUGUGGUUGGGCUCAUGU
This is a messenger RNA of Aspergillus pseudonomiae, 1655 nucleotides long. RefSeq names its product arabinan endo-1,5-alpha-L-arabinosidase. The record is from RefSeq and is a predicted model, not a curated record. The transcript is spliced from 5 exons. Lineage: Eukaryota; Fungi; Ascomycota; Eurotiomycetes; Eurotiales; Aspergillaceae. The coding region runs from base 98 to 1540 and encodes 480 amino acids. Gene Ontology annotation, biological process: carbohydrate metabolic process. Gene Ontology annotation, molecular function: hydrolase activity, hydrolyzing O-glycosyl compounds.